Messenger RNA from Paramecium pentaurelia, 421 nucleotides. The record is from the annotation of a GenBank genome assembly. Lineage: Eukaryota; Ciliophora; Oligohymenophorea; Peniculida; Parameciidae.
UAUGAUAGAGAAUGACCUAGAAAAUAUGAAAAUGUAUGCGUAUCUUAAUUCUAGUAUUUUAGAUAAUGAUCAUACAAAGUCUAUUAGGACUUUAUAAUAUGUUUUGCUUCCAAAAUCUAAAGAUGAAAUUAUUACGAGAAAGAAUAACUAAAAUCACAUUAAGUCAUAUUUAUCUUAAGGAGUAAACCCUACAAAUAUUGUUCCAAACAACCUUGAUGAUGGAAUUUGGAUUGGCCUUCCAAAUAAUAUUCAUAAUUAGUUUACUAAGCCAAUACUUAAGGAAGCAAAAAAAUAUACUGAUCAAUUAGAUUAAGCUAUUAACAGAUAUUAAGAAUACAAUUAAAAGAAUAAUAAACUAUAAAAUUGUAAUUAAUCUAAAAAAAGUACAAAAAGAGUGACUUUUGAGAAUUCAGAAAUAUGA